AUGCCACCACUUGGCCACAGCACCCAGAGAUGGGCUGCUCCAGCUCAGCUGGCCCGGGUGGCAGCCGUGCUGCUGUUGGUACUGCCCGGCACGCAAGCGGUCCGACCCACCAUCUCCACUGACCAGGGCAUUGUCGACAUGACCGCCCCCACCCGCAUCCAGACCACGCUUCGCGAUGGCACCAAGCCAUUGCAGCUUGAGGAUGCCGCCAUCACGCUCGAAGCCCCUUCCAUCGACAUGACCACCAUCACGACCACUCUCGACUCGGCCACCCUUGCCCUAGCCGUUGACAAUGGUCAAGAAACGGCAAGCCUGACCUACGCUUCGCAUGCCGACACCCACAGCCAAGCCACGAUGAACCUUGAAACGACAGGCGAAGCGCGCAUGCAAGCCAACUCCAUCACGCUCCAAGCCACUUCAGCCUCCGCCUCCUCCGAAGCCCUUCGUGUCACGGGUGGCCAGGUGGGCCUGAUUGCAGACAAUCUGCACAUUGUUGGAGAGAGCCCACGCAUCAUCCGGGCAAGCAACUCGAUUGCCCUGAGCGAUAUGGGCGAGAACGCUGGCCUUCACGUCAACUCGGAACAGGUUGGCGUGCGUGCCAGCAACGUUGCCAUAAACGCUGCCACCACGCUAGAGCUGCAAGGACAAAAGGCAGAGCUGCGUACCAGUGACGCGGCCCGCGCCGUCACCGUCGCCUCGGACGGCAUCCAAAUCACCAGCACCGGCGACGUCCUCCUCCAAGGUGCCCUCAACACCCUCAACGUCACCCACCUCGCCGUCCUCCUCCGCUCCAUGCGCGCCGACGUCGAUGCCCUCAAACAACAGCUCAACGCCACCCGCGAUCAGCUCACACAGCGCGCCGCCCAAACCCAGUCCUCCUCAAACAACAUCGAAGCCCUCAUGUCCUCCAUCAGCUCCCUCCUCGGUACCGAGGACACUCACCUCUCCACCGAGAUCAACCAGCUCAACAGCCAGCUCACCGCCGCUGAACAAGCCCAAACCCUCGUCGUCAACAACGCCGACGCCAACCUCGACCAGGAACUCUCCGGCCUCGAGUCCCGCGCCGCCCAGGUCUCCCGCGCCUUCCCCAGCCUCGAAGACGCCAUCGACACUGCCUUUGACAGCGUCGAGGCCGAGUACGACCGCAUUGGUGACGUCCUGGAUGACCGCGUGGACAGCGUGGCCGAUAUCAUUGAUGACCUCGAGCGCGAUCUGGAGGAUCGACUGGACGACGUGGCUGAUGAGGCCGUGGACGUGCGCGAGGACGUGGCAGAUGCGAUUGAGGACGUGAAGGAUGAUGCGCAGGAGUUUUCGGAGGACCUGGGCCAGGCGCAGCAGGAUCUGGCGAGUGCGGUGGGCGACAUGGUGGGGGAUUUGUCGUCGGCGGCAGCGGAUCGGGCCGAGGUGUCGGCCGAGGUCAGCACGAGCUACCGAUCGGCUCAGGUGGCCAGCGCCAAUGUGGCCGACAGUGCCAGCGAUACGGGCGCACUCAAGCAAGCGAUUGCCAACCUUGACAUUCCCGACGCAGCCAUGGUGGCACGUCUACGCUUGCGCGGCAAGCAGGUUCUGUCCGAUGUGAAUGGCACCAAAGAGCUUGUGAUGAUGGCCGCCAACCAGAACAACGCCAUGACCUCGCGUGUACCCAACUGGGAGAUGGAGACGUCCGAUUUGUUUGGUGCUGGCUGUGAUUUCAACGGCACCACCCUGGCCUGUGGUGCGCCAAACUAUGGCACCUAUGGCUCUGUCUUGGUCUACACGGUUGAUCUCGAGAAGAUGACAGCCACUCUCGUCCAGACCAUCGCUCAGCCUACCAACAUUCUCACCGUCUAUACGACCUCCAACUACUUUGGCUGGUCGGUGGCGCUAUCGGCCAAUUUUCUUGCCGUCGGCGCACCCUUGCUGGAGGCAUCGAGCUCCUAUUCCAACUCGGGUGGCGUCUUUCUCUUUAGGCGAAACUCCGUCAGCAACCUUUUCGAGGCCGUGGCUGGCUACCAACUCUCGUCCACAUCACACGCCUGUGGUCGCAGUCUGGCCCUGGGCGAGUAUUCCUUAUCGAGCGCUGUGAUUCAGAUGGCGUGCUCAGGCAGCACCCCCUAUCUGCGUUCUGUCCGAUACUCGGGUAGCUCAAUCAUGACGCUGUACUCGACGCUCUCGACGGGUUCCGCUGGUAGCUCUUACUAUGGAUACUACGAUCGUCAAAUGGACUCGGCGAGCAAUUAUGUCAUUGUGGGCGACACCUACUAUAGCUCCUACUCUGGGCGAGCGUCUGUGUACCUCAGGGCCAGUACGUCCAGCACGUCGGUGCUGACGUACUUGUAUCCAGCAACCUCGCAAUCUUCGCAGUACUGCGGCUUCUCUGCCGCGACAGAUGGCGACUACUUUGUCUUUGGAUGUCCUUACUAUGAUACCACUUUCAGCCAAGAGGGUCUAGUCGUCAUCUAUAAACGUACGGGUAGCUCCUUUUCUCGAACGCAAGUGCUCCGUUCGGCUCUCCCCACUUAUGUUGCCAACAUGUAUUAUGGCAUGACCGUGAGUGUCAAUGGUGGCAAGAUCUUUGUGGCAGCCCCAGGCGAGCUGGCCAACCUUGGGCAAGUGUACCGCUACGGUUUAAAUGGCGGUAGCACGUUUGAGCUCGAGCGCGUUUUCACGGGGGCAUUGCCAUCCGAGUACUUGGGAUAUCACACGCUGAUUGGAUUUCCUAGUGGGGAUGGCUUCUUCGCCGGCUAUUAUAGCUUCAACUCGUCGCGUGGCAUUGUUUCCAUGUACAACAACAUUCAGCUCUUUUAA
Monosiga brevicollis MX1 is the source of this 2787-nucleotide messenger RNA. RefSeq lists its product as uncharacterized. The transcript is spliced from 3 exons. The coding region runs from base 1 to 2787 and encodes 928 amino acids. NCBI's taxonomy places the organism in Eukaryota, Choanoflagellata, Craspedida, Salpingoecidae. The record is from RefSeq and is a predicted model, not a curated record.